CUUAGAAGUUCAUUUCCAGGGCAUAUCGAGGGCUGCAAACGACCAGCCGUGUGAUUCGCAAUGUCCGAGUGUGCAUUUCAAUUUCAACUUACCAAGCGUGUAGUUUCGUGGACUUGAACUGUCUAUCAAAAUCUUCGGUUACAACAGUCAGUGCAGUGUUCGGUUAGGUGUGAGAUACGGUUUUCCAUCUCGGGAGAAGUUGCAGCAUCCUCAUCGCGCAAUCUAACAACUGAACUGUAGAUCACACACAAAGUGUAUUAGGUUUCACAGCCCAAGUGCAAUGAUUUACGUAAAUUCUGACGCACUGACCGGUUAUCUCACGCUAGUGCUUGUUUGUUUGGCUGGAUUCGCUGUCUGGUUCGUGUCAACGUCAGGAACUCGAUACUGGCAGUUCUUCAGUGUGCCGUUCGUCGAGGGGAGGCCCCUGGUGGGAAACUUCCUAGAUGCGUUUCUGUUUCGGAAGAGCACCUUCGAGCUGAUGGAUGCUCUUUACCAAAAUCCCAAGGUCGUCGGCGCAAAGCUGUUCGGAGUGAGCAUUAUGAUGCAGCCUGCGCUGGUAAUACGAGAUCCAGAGCUCGUCAAGCAGGUUCUCAUCAAAGACGCGGCGUACUUUAGUAAUCGGUACAUGUGCACCGACAGAUUACACGAUGCAAUCGGUUAUUACAACCUGUUGAUGAUAAAGAACCCCCACUGGAAGCAGCUGCGUGCCUACUUGACACCGACACUAAGUUUGAACAAAAUCAAACGAAUGUAUAGCCUCGUCGACCAGAUCGGCAAAGACAUGCUAGCCCAUUUGGACGAAAUCCCUCAGAAACCAUCGAAACUUCGGGAAACAGAAUUCAAGGAACUGUGUGCCCGGUUUACCACGGACGUGAUAGCCAGUACGUUUUUCGGCAUUCAAGCCAAAUGCCUCAGUGACGAAGAGUCCGAGUUUCGCUACUAUGGACGGAAAAUUUUCGAGUAUGGGCCCAAACGAGCGCUCAAUAUGGCGGCGUUUUUCUUCAUGCCGGAACUGGUGCCCUAUCUGGGUUUUAAACUGUUCCCGAGGGAUACGGAACGGUUUCUGAAAACAAUAAUUGAGCAGGAAAUUGCUAGGAGAGAGACCAGUGGCGAGAAUCGUGGGGAUUUCAUUGACUCGAUGAUUGCGCUGAAGAACAACGAUGCCACGAUUGGAGUGGAGGAGAAAAUUCUGCUUAAGGGUGAUAUCUUAGUAGCACAAGCUGCCACCUUCUACAUGGCCAGUUUCGAAACCACAUCCUCAGUAUUAUCUUUUACACUGUAUGAGCUGACUAAAAAUCCCGAAAUCCAGCAGCGUCUGCGCGAGGAAAUCCGUAACUGCAUCCUAAAGCACGGCCAGGACCUUCCAUACGAAUGCCUAGUCAACGAGAUGCCCUAUCUGGGCAUGGUCAUCUCGGAAGCGGCCCGACUCUAUCCCGUGUUACCGUUCAUCGAACGCCAAUGUUCUCUGCCAGCAGGGGCCACCGGGUACAAACUGGAACCGUUCCACGACUUUGUCGUGCCGAACAAGAUGCCCGUUCUUGUGCCCAUCUAUGCCAUACACCGGGAUCCGAAGUACUUCCCGGAUCCACUACGCUUCAACCCGGAAAGGUUCUCGAAGGAAAACAUCGACUCCAUUCUUCCUUGCAGUUACAUGCCAUUUGGUGUAGGACCCCGAACUUGCUUGGGGUCACAUUUUGGAACGCUCCAGAUCAAAGUUGCGAUCGUUAGGCUUCUCUCUCGGUAUAGGAUCGUCCGAUCGGAGUCUACACCGGAAUUGCUGACCUAUCGGAAGAACGCAUUUACUUUACACUCGAAUGAAGGUCUGUACGCCGAUUUGGAGCGGGAUGAGUUGUGUUAAUAGUGCGAGGCGUUACGUGUGUGAACGUAAUUCCCUUUGGAAAAUAAAUAUU
Aedes albopictus (Asian tiger mosquito) is the source of this 1910-nucleotide messenger RNA. RefSeq names its product cytochrome P450 6g2-like. Gene Ontology annotation, molecular function: oxidoreductase activity, acting on paired donors, with incorporation or reduction of molecular oxygen; monooxygenase activity; heme binding. Lineage: Eukaryota; Metazoa; Arthropoda; Insecta; Diptera; Culicidae. The transcript is spliced from 6 exons. The coding region runs from base 281 to 1858 and encodes 525 amino acids. The record is from RefSeq and is a predicted model, not a curated record.